This is a messenger RNA of Linum tenue, 265 nucleotides long. NCBI's taxonomy places the organism in Eukaryota, Viridiplantae, Streptophyta, Magnoliopsida, Malpighiales, Linaceae. The record is from the annotation of a GenBank genome assembly.
GAAAAGAAGAGAGCUGUGGUGCUGAUAAAAGGAUGGGGAAAGCGGUCGGGCCGGGCCGGUUCGGGGUCGGGCAAAUGUGGUGGUUUGGGUUAGAAAUGGAGGAGGAAAGCGAAAAAGGUAUUGGUCGACAAGGUGACCGACGGGUCACUUUAGCCUUGUCGUCAAGUGUAGCCAAAUGCAAAGACCAGGAAUAAAAACAGAUUGUGAAUUGAAUUGGAUGGGUCGUCGCUGGUCAAAGCAGGCCGCGGUCAAACAUCACGCAACC